Clupea harengus (Atlantic herring) is the source of this 2217-nucleotide messenger RNA. Its product is annotated as cGMP-dependent 3',5'-cyclic phosphodiesterase-like. NCBI's taxonomy places the organism in Eukaryota, Metazoa, Chordata, Actinopteri, Clupeiformes, Clupeidae. The annotation marks the transcript as partial. Gene Ontology annotation, molecular function: 3',5'-cyclic-nucleotide phosphodiesterase activity; protein binding. Gene Ontology annotation, biological process: signal transduction. The transcript has 18 exons. The record is from RefSeq and is a predicted model, not a curated record.
GAAGACGUGCAGCAGCUGAGCGGUAAGCUGACCCUGCAGGUGGAGACAAUGCUGUGUGUGCCAGUGGAGUGCAGGGACACCGGAAAGGUGGUGGCCCUUCUCUGUUCUUUCAACAAGGAAGGUGCAAGCAGAUACACAGAGGCAGAUGAACACAUCAUUCAGCACUGUGUCCAGCAUACCUCCCCAGUGUUAAGCAGUGCCUUGGCUCUUCAAAGGGAGCACAAACUGCAGACACAGUGUCAGGCAUUGUUGCAGGUGGCAAAAAACCUGUUCACUCAUUUGGAUGAUGUCAACACACUGCUGAAAGAGAUCAUCGCUGAAGCUCGGAGCCUCAGCAAUGCAGAGAGAUGUUCCAUAUUCCUGCUGGACAAAGCCAACGAGGAGCUGGUGGCAAAGGUGUUUGAUGGAGGGAUGGUGGGAGAUAACGAGACGGAGGUACGCAUUCCAGCAAAUCAGGGAAUAGCUGGUCAUGUGGUAACAACAGGAGAGAUCCUCAACAUUAAGGAUGCAUACUCCCAUCCUCUGUUCUACUGUGCCAUAGACAAGAGAACAGGUUUCCAGACACGGAACAUUCUCUGCUUCCCUAUUAAAGAUAUCAAUGGAGAUAUUGUUGGCGUUGCUGAGCUGGUGAACAAAAUGAAUGGCCCGUGGUUCAACCACUUUGAUGAGGGAUUGGCCACCACCUUCUCCGUCUACUGUGGCAUCAGCAUUGCUCAUUCUCUCUUCUACGAGAAGGUGCUCGAAGCUCAGUACAGAAGCACUCUGUCCAAUGAAAUGAUGAGGUACCACAUGAAGGUGUCUGACGAAGAAGUGCAAGGGCUACUCUCCAGAGGCACCCAGCCCGUCCUGAAGAUCCACCCCUCUUUUGCUGAAUUUAGUUAUAUCCCUCGCUCACUGUGUGAUGACAACACUUCUACGGCCGUGAUCAGCAUGUUUGAAGAAAUGGGGUUCAUCAACACUUACAAAAUUGAAAAGAACACACUGGCACGGUUUUGUCUGGUGGUUAAGAGAGGCUACAGGGACUCUCCCUAUCACAACUGGACACAUGCUUUCUCUGUGACCCACUUCUGUUACCUGCUAUACAAGAAUUUGGACAUGGGACAAUAUCUUGAGGACAUUGAGAUCUUUGCUCUUUUCGUUUCGUGUAUGUGUCAUGAUCUGGAUCACCGUGGAACUACUAACUCCUUCCAGAUCAUAUCGAAAUCAGUGUUGGCUCACCUCUACAGUUCUGACGGAUCUGUGAUGGAGAGACACCAUUUUGCCGAGGCCAUAUCCAUCCUUAACUCGGAGGGCUGUAACAUAUUUGACAACUGCUCCAGGAAGGACUAUCACAGAAUACUUGAUCUGAUGCAUGACAUCAUCUUAGCCACUGACCUUGCACAUCAUCUGCGCAUUUUAGAUGAUCUUCAAAACAUGUCAACAGAGGGAUACGACCCAAACAAGCCCGAGCACCAUCAUCUGCUGCUGUGUCUGCUAAUGAGCUCCAGUGAUCUGUCUGAUCAGACCAAAGACUGGAAGACCAACCGAAGAGUGGCUGAACUCAUCUACAGAGAGUUCUUCUCUCAGGGAGACAGAGAGAAAGCUAUGGGAAACACACCUAGUGAUAUGAUGGACAGGGAGAAGGCCUACAUACCAGACUUGCAGAUCGGCUUCAUGGAACACAUUGUCAUGCCAAUAUUCAAGCUAUUGAAAGAUCUGUUUCCUGGGUCAGCAGAGCUCCACGGCACCGUAUCCUCCAAUCACAGCAGAUGGACACACAUCUCCCAAAAGUACAGGACACAAGGGUUGCCUAGCAAUGAGUCCUUAGAGUUCUUAGAUGAUGAGUUUUAGUCACAGGCAGUUGGACUGUGGCGCUAAAGGAGGAAGGGUGACAUCAAUCAAGAUUUAAACUUUAUAGUGGAAGCAUUUUAAUAUGAAUUAUGGUAUGUUUCUAUGUCUGCGUAAUUUAUUUUUCUUUGUAUUUAACAACACCAGGAAAAACAUACCAAUAAAUGUUUUCUCUACUGACGAUUAUAAUUGACAAAAUGGUAUUUUAUUUUCUGUAAUUAUUUGGCUAACUAUAUGGGAUUCAAGAAUGUUAUGAUUGAUUUAUGAUAUGUCUCCAAGAGUAUUUUUGUCAUCGCAAUGCAAGUUGGUGGAGAGGUUGUCACAAAAAGGGCAUUCACAUGUUUGCCCUACAGCCAUAAAUGUAAAAUAAACAAUGAAAUCUGUUGAUAA